Messenger RNA from Prunus armeniaca (apricot), 339 nucleotides. The record is from the annotation of a GenBank genome assembly. Lineage: Eukaryota; Viridiplantae; Streptophyta; Magnoliopsida; Rosales; Rosaceae.
AUGGUCAGGUUGGCGAAGAACCCACCUCGCCAUGACAAGCUCAUGGUCAGAUUGGCAAGAAAACCAAUCCUAAAUUGCCAUACUAAGCCUCAUGUUCGAGGAGAUCUGACCUCACGAUACACCAAGCUUAGCCUUAGGUUGGCAAAGUUCCAACCUGGAGACUCGUCGACCUCAAGUCGAGCUAGGCUACACCACGGUGGUAUUGGUCGAGUUCGCCCAGACCGCGGUGUUAUUGGUCAAGCUGGGCAGACCACAGUGUUAUUGGUUGAGCUGGGCCAGACCACGGUGUUAGUGGUCGAGCUGGGCCAGACCACAGUGUUAUUGGUCGAGCUGGGCUAG